This is a messenger RNA of Panthera uncia (snow leopard), 5153 nucleotides long. RefSeq names its product SATB homeobox 2 (gene SATB2). NCBI's taxonomy places the organism in Eukaryota, Metazoa, Chordata, Mammalia, Carnivora, Felidae. Gene Ontology annotation, biological process: regulation of transcription by RNA polymerase II; chromatin remodeling. Bases 203 to 2404 code for a protein of 733 amino acids. The transcript has 11 exons. The record is from RefSeq and is a predicted model, not a curated record. Gene Ontology annotation, molecular function: RNA polymerase II cis-regulatory region sequence-specific DNA binding; DNA-binding transcription factor activity, RNA polymerase II-specific.
GAGGAAAAGGGGAAGGAGUAAAGAGGAAAGAAGACUAGGAGAACACUGCAAGGCGACGCACCAGAAACUUUCCACCCUGGAUUCUCUACUUUUGCUCCAUGGACAGAGCCUCAGCCAGCCAAGUUACAGACAGACUGUGAGCAGUCCCUGCGCGUUUUAUUGCGACCUGCCGGUGGGAACUUUGUCUCCGAGUCGGAGCAGCAUGGAGCGGCGGAGCGAGAGCCCGUGUCUGCGGGACAGCCCCGACCGGCGGAGCGGCAGCCCCGACGUCAAGGGGCCUCCCCCGGUGAAGGUGGCCCGGCUGGAGCAGAACGGCAGCCCCAUGGGAGCCCGCGGGAGGCCCAACGGCGCCGUGGCCAAGGCCGUGGGAGGUUUGAUGAUUCCUGUCUUUUGUGUGGUGGAGCAGUUGGAUGGCUCUCUUGAAUAUGACAACAGAGAAGAACAUGCAGAGUUUGUCCUGGUUCGAAAAGAUGUGCUUUUUAGCCAGCUGGUGGAGACCGCGCUCCUGGCCCUGGGGUACUCCCACAGCUCCGCAGCUCAGGCACAAGGAAUAAUCAAGCUGGGGAGGUGGAACCCUCUCCCCCUCAGCUAUGUGACAGAUGCCCCCGACGCAACAGUGGCCGACAUGCUGCAAGAUGUCUAUCAUGUUGUGACGUUGAAAAUCCAAUUACAAAGUUGUUCGAAGUUGGAAGACUUGCCUGCGGAGCAGUGGAAUCAUGCCACAGUCCGCAAUGCCUUAAAGGAACUGCUCAAAGAGAUGAACCAGAGCACAUUAGCCAAAGAAUGCCCUCUCUCCCAGAGUAUGAUUUCAUCCAUUGUAAAUAGCACAUAUUAUGCCAACGUGUCAGCAACCAAGUGCCAGGAGUUUGGGAGAUGGUAUAAGAAGUACAAGAAGAUUAAAGUGGAAAGAGUGGAACGAGAAAACCUUUCAGACUAUUGUGUUCUGGGCCAGCGUCCAAUGCAUUUACCAAAUAUGAACCAGCUGGCAUCCUUGGGGAAAACCAACGAACAGUCUCCUCAUAGCCAAAUCCACCACAGUACUCCAAUCCGAAACCAAGUGCCCGCGUUACAGCCCAUCAUGAGCCCUGGUCUUCUUUCUCCCCAGCUCAGUCCACAACUUGUUAGGCAACAAAUAGCCAUGGCCCAUCUGAUAAACCAACAGAUUGCCGUUAGCCGGCUCCUGGCUCACCAGCAUCCUCAAGCCAUCAACCAGCAGUUCCUGAACCAUCCACCCAUUCCCAGAGCAGUUAAGCCAGAGCCAACCAACUCUUCUGUAGAAGUCUCUCCAGAUAUCUACCAGCAAGUCAGAGAUGAGCUGAAGAGGGCCAGUGUGUCCCAAGCUGUCUUUGCAAGAGUGGCAUUCAACCGCACACAGGGAUUGUUGUCUGAGAUUUUGCGUAAGGAAGAAGACCCUCGGACAGCCUCUCAGUCUCUUUUAGUAAACCUGAGGGCCAUGCAGAAUUUCCUCAAUCUGCCGGAAGUGGAGCGGGAUCGCAUUUACCAGGACGAGAGGGAACGGAGCAUGAAUCCCAAUGUGAGCAUGGUCUCGUCAGCCUCUAGCAGUCCCAGCUCCUCCCGAACCCCUCAGGCCAAAACCUCGACACCGACAACAGACCUCCCCAUUAAGGUGGACGGCGCCAACGUCAACAUCACAGCUGCCAUUUAUGACGAGAUCCAACAGGAGAUGAAAAGGGCCAAGGUGUCUCAAGCCCUGUUUGCCAAAGUGGCUGCAAAUAAAAGUCAGGGCUGGCUGUGUGAACUGCUCCGCUGGAAGGAGAACCCCAGCCCAGAGAACCGCACACUCUGGGAGAACCUGUGUACCAUCCGUCGCUUCCUGAACCUUCCCCAGCAUGAGAGGGAUGUGAUCUAUGAGGAAGAGUCCAGGCAUCACCACAGCGAGCGCAUGCAGCACGUGGUCCAGCUUCCCCCUGAGCCAGUACAGGUCCUUCAUAGACAGCAGUCUCAGCCAGCCAAGGAGAGUUCCCCUCCCAGAGAAGAAGCUCCACCCCCACCUCCUCCGACUGAAGACAGUUGUGCCAAAAAGCCCCGGUCUCGCACAAAGAUCUCCCUGGAAGCCCUGGGGAUCCUCCAAAGCUUUAUUCAUGAUGUGGGCCUGUACCCUGAUCAGGAAGCUAUCCACACGCUUUCUGCUCAGCUGGAUCUCCCCAAACACACCAUCAUCAAGUUCUUCCAGAACCAGCGGUAUCAUGUGAAGCAUCAUGGGAAGCUCAAGGAACACCUGGGCUCCGCGGUGGACGUGGCUGAGUAUAAGGACGAGGAGCUGCUGACAGAGUCCGAGGAGAACGACAGUGAGGAAGGCUCUGAGGAGAUGUACAAAGUAGAGGCCGAGGAGGAAAAUGCUGAAAAGAGCAAGGCCGCGCCUGCUGAAAUCGACCAGAGAUAAUGUGAACUCCUACCAGGCAAAGCAAUACAUCGGUCCAAGGAUUUUCUGUUUUAAUUUCUUUAAAAACUUUUUUUUUUGCUUUAUUUUAUUUUAUUUUUGUCUGUUUUGUUUUUCUUACCUUUUUUGACAUUUUUUGUUGCACAGGAUACACCUAUAGACUGAAUAAGUUCAGUAUUCCCGAAUCAGACAUCGCCUUGGCAAAGACACUAAAGUGUUACACUUUUACAAUUGACUGGAUCAUAGUAAUUAUAAUCACAGGAAACUCUGCCUUCUUUAUCCUUGCACUUACGGAAGAGACAUCAGGCAAGUUCCAGGACGAAAAGACCUACGAAACAAAUGAAGGAAGCUACAAGUGUGUGUGUAUAUGUAUAUGUAUAUAUCUAUAUAUUUACAUAUAUAUAUUAAAUUGCAUGGGACAGAGAACUUUACAAUCUGAAAGAAUAGACUGUGAAAUGAGUUCUUAAAGAAGAGACUUGUUUAUGUAUUAAAAAAAAACCACUUCACAGUGAGUCGCUUUGGCUUUUUGAUAAACUGCGGCCUGCUCUCAGGGUGGGGUGACUAUUUUUGAAUUCCUAUUUAUUUUCUGUGUUUGUCCCUGAUUUUUUUUUUUUUUUUUAAUUCUAUGGCUUCCUAUCUGGCAGCUUGAUGGGUAAUUUUUGAGGUAUGUAUUUAAACAAAAUAAAUCAACACUGCCAAAAAGAAAGAAGAAAGGAAAGUGGAAAAAAAAAUCAGGGCACCUUAAAAUGAUACAAGUCAAAUUGCUCUUAAGACACAAUGCGCACUUAAAAUGACUCGACGUGUUCCGUUAUUCAACUUGUCAUUACUGUAGUGAACAGAUGCAUUUCUGUGGAAUUCCAAAUGAAUAAAACUGAAAUUCAGUACAGAGAAAACUUGUCUUGAUAAAAUGACGUUUUGACGUUGGACGUAUGGAAUUCAUAGUAUGAGCCACAUUUUAUUGUGAAACUUAUUUACCUGUUCGUGGCUUCAGAUCUUAAAAUGAAUAAGCCUGCUCAUUUAAAAGUUGUUUGUUGUUGCUGUUUUCUCUUUUUCUUUUUUCUCCUUUUUUUUUUUAAUAGAAAAUAGUUCAAUGUAAUGUUAAGUUAGAAAAGAAGUUGCCGCCCAGUUAAAGGGGUUCCCUCUCAAAUAAACCUCCAUCCUUCCAUCUCCCAAAAGAUGUUUCCUAUUUCUGUUUCACUUUGGGCUUCCUCUUCUUCGUCCACAUUCCAUCCACCUGACCAAACUUCUAGAGUCCCUGCUCUCACAUGCCUCAUCCCUUCCCUGGUAUGGCAGCCCUAAUAAGAACCUUUCUUUGAAUCAUUGUGCAGCUCCAGGCAAUAGAGUAAGCGAAGCGAUUUCGGUGGAAUCACCUACUCAUCGUAAACGGAAACAUUUUCUCAGUUACCGACAUAGCAAUUACCUUACGUAAAGCAGAACUAAUGCCGACUGGCUGUUUAGUGGAAUGAGCAUUAAAGCUGCAACCUACUAUAGCUCUCCAAACCUCCUGUAGCUUCCUGUCAGAAGCACCAGUAGCAUUUCUUCCCACUUGUACUUAGAGUAAUUGCAAGAGGUGACCUCACCUGCAGGACUGGCCUUGCAAACCUAACCCGUGCUUCACCUUGGCCGCCAGACAGUCCCACACGGUUGGAUUUUUUUGGAGUUCUGCUCUCAUGCAACCUUGUCAAAGACCUCAUGCAAUAUCACUUUGAAAGUUAUUUUCUGUUUACUACACAGACAUUGUAAUAUAACUGUUAAUACUAUUUAUAUAUUUGAAAGGUAUAAAAGGUAGGAGUUAAAAAAAAAACAAAACCUCUAUGUGUAGAUAUUAACUCAGAACUUACAAUAUACAGGGAGAAGACAUGUUGCAAUACAAGCUAAUUCUAGCUGCUCAGUAACCUCUGGAGUCUUUAAAGGGACAUUUUCCUGUACUUUUUCAAAUAACGAUGUUGAAAAAAUUAUCUUGACACGAGCGUCACAUACCUUUGCAAAAGGAUGGUUGUUUGCAGUUAAGCCCCGGGCCCAUCCUUCUGCUGCCGUAGUAUGCUGCAGCUUUAAUCCGAAAGUCCACGCUUGCUGCUUCCUGAUCUCCGAGUUACUCUUUCCAAAUUGUCUUCUUACACUGUUGCUGAAGGUCACUCUGUACAUGUAAUGGAAACUGAUGUUGCCAAGCUCUUACAAGGUGGUUCAUCUAUCGAUGGCAUCCGCAUUUGGUAUCUUUUACACUUCAACCAAAAAUUUGUUAGGUAUUUUUCAAUGCUAAGUCUUGCCUUUUAUUUUUUAAUUUCACUGCCAAGUUUGCAGUGAUUCUAAGUGAAUCUGUGGGCAUUUUAGCCUGUGGUCUUGCCAGAUCUUUGCGAAUUACAAUGCAUAUAUGUCUAUUUAUUCAAUAUCUGUCAUAUAAUAUCUAUUUGGAAGAAGAAACUUUCUCUUGUAGUGCCUCUUGACAAAGCACAAUUUCCCGCCUUUUUUUUUUUUUUUUUUUUUGUGAAAUGAAAAAACAAAUUGUGUUUUAUUGCGGUAUCAACAAUGUGAAUAAGGAUUAACAUAUUGUAAAUGUUCUUUUUUCCAUGUAAAUCAACUAUCUUUGUUAUCACUAAGUGAUAAUUAAUUUUUAACUUAUGUGCAUUGUUAGGCUGUUAGAAUUUUUUGGUUGUUAAAAUAAAACGCAUUCAAUAAAUAUGACUUCGUUUGUCAAGUAUUUUACUGGGCAUUGCCUUCUUUCCCACUUAAACUUUCGUGUGGAGUGAGACCU